AACAAGUCCGUCUAAAAAGGGCAAUUCGUUGUCGCCUUUAUCAACGGAAAAACAGUCACGUAAGGAAGAUGCAAAAAAUUCGGACGAUCAGAGUCAACUUAAUGAAUCGACCGAGCAAAUGGUGAAAGGGGAAGAAGUUCGUGUUGUUCCGCCUGCCGGCGGACAUCGUCGACGAAGACCGCAGACAAUGCGGAAACACACGAACGCUAGACAAAGGAAUCGUAGAAUAUCUUCGUCAGAUGAUGAAUCUUCCAAAGACGAUAAAAAUGAAGAAUCCGUUGAAUCAACCCAGAGCAUUUCUGUUUCUCAUUCCAAGAAAUCCGCACCUGUCAAGACGAACACAAAAGAAUGCAAUGCGAAUGCGGUGCGAGAUCGGAAAACGCCAUCAGAAACGAAAAACGAACAUAAAGAAGUAUUUUCUGAGUACGGAUUCCUUUGUUGCUUCUUAAGUUAUAACGCAUUCUAUACUUUCCAUCGGACUGAUAAUGUAAUCUUUCUUACAAUUAGUAAUUUGAGGGUUGUGCCGUCCACAAGCAGUAACCACCGAACGGCCAGCACCAGAGCGGAUGUGAAACAACAGAAACGUAGCAAAACGAAUGGCGCUGAUAGAGAAAGCUUUAAAAUCCCGUCAAUUUCAAAGGCGAAAUCGACUGUCCCCAGCUCACACAAGAAAACAGUUCCGAAAUCAGCGGGUAAUAUGACUGAUGAAAAGCACGUCCAGAAAAAAUUAACAUCUUGUGGUGUACAGGCAUUCUUAGAGGAUAUAGAGCAGCAUCCAUCAACGUCACUCGUUCCUGUUUCGUCUCAAACAUCUGAUAGUGAAUUAAUUGAAUACCUUAUGGACAAGUGGAACAAUGAAGAGAGCGCAACAUUGUGUAAAGAAAUUGAUUCGAAUCAAAUGAAACGACGACUGAAAAUGGCACGUUUCGUGAUAGAGUCACAACGGAACGAAAUCAAGAAAUUGAGUGAUAAAUAUUGUAAAUUGGAAGAACUUUUUUGCUGUGCGAAAAGUGCUUUUGACGAAUUGAAGUGA
Molecule: messenger RNA, 1033 nt
Organism: Anisakis simplex (herring worm)
Lineage: Eukaryota; Metazoa; Nematoda; Chromadorea; Rhabditida; Anisakidae
Source: the annotation of a GenBank genome assembly